This is a messenger RNA of Suillus bovinus, 6188 nucleotides long. RefSeq lists its product as uncharacterized. Lineage: Eukaryota; Fungi; Basidiomycota; Agaricomycetes; Boletales; Suillaceae. The record is from RefSeq and is a predicted model, not a curated record. Gene Ontology annotation, molecular function: ATP binding; hydrolase activity. The transcript is spliced from 32 exons. Bases 33 to 6053 code for a protein of 2006 amino acids.
CUUCCUGAAUAGUCUGGGAUCGCUCUACAGAAAUGGUCUCACAAAUCAUGGUCGACUUUCCUACAGAUGCCAACGAGUACCGAUCAUCCCUUGCAUGCCAGAUGCUGGACAACGUGUCCAUCUACGCUCUAGCCUUGCCAAUCGAGUCUUUGUCGAGGGAAGUUGCAAAGGACAUCGGUCGCUACCGGGCCUUCAUUGAGGGCACACAGCCCGUGCUUUGGUCAUUGAGCGCCAUGAAAUUUGCUGAUGUACAGUUGCUCACGAACGCUCGCGAUCCCAAACCUGAUGACAGGGUCAUCAACACGCAAGCGUCUCGAGUCAUGCGCAAGCGUGAUUGCCAGAAUGAUCAUGUGACCAUCGAUGCAUCACUCUUCGUCAAACUUGGCAUGAAUGUGCCUUCCACGAGUGAGGAGGCCAUGUCGUUGUCCACCGACAUACUCGCAGAACUGAAGAAAAUUCUCUCGUUUUACCUCUCGCUUCUGCGGAGGACGGAAUUAGUGGGUGACAUCAAAGCCUUGCUCUUCCCAAGUGUGGAAGAGUCUGCUAAAGAUGUUGCGCCCCAAGUCUCGUUCCCCGAAGACGCCGAGAGCUCAACAGAACACACUGCGUAUCCAAUGGUACAGCCCAUGAAGGCUGCUCUUUACUUCGACAAUGCGAACGCGUUUGGAGAGUGGCAAAUCCUCAUAUCCACUGGAGCAUAUAAACAUCUACGCGAACAUCGCCGAGCAGACAAAAAAAUAUUCGAGAUUAUCUACAAGAAGAUCAAACACCUCUCGCGUGGCCAAUUUUCGACUGACAAUCAUAAGAGACUCAAUGGACCGGAUGCAGGCAUUCCUAUCUUUGAAGCCAAGAUGACUAAAGAUUUACGGCUGGUGUACCAGAUUGAUUGCGUCCCUGAGCAGGGUGGAGAGUCUGAGAAACAGGUCAUCAAAGUAUACGGGAUCUACAGACACUCUGAGCUCGGCAGAAUAUGGAAUGCCUUGGGAAACCAUCUAGCACGCAGGGGUGCAGAAUAUCGCAGACGAUGCAUAUUUCGUACCAAACGAACUGACAAUGCUAUUCUGCCGGCCUCAUUCCCGCCGACAGAACCUGAGCCAGAGAUUCUAGCAAGCCCACUGGAUCUUAGUGCCAAGGACAUGGAGCAUCUUCACUCUUUGCUUGUCUUGGAGAAAUAUAUUACAUUCUCCCAAACUUUUUUGCAUAGUCUCAUUGCAAACCAUGACGUACACCACGUCUUCAUGCUCUCUCCGCAAGAACAAAAGAUUGUCGAGUGCACUACAUCAUGCUAUGUUUUGGGUCGCAGUGGCACAGGAAAAACGACGACAAUGCUGUUCAAGAUCCUUGGGAUCCAGCGAGCCUGGGAACUAAGCGCCAAUGACAUGCCCAAGCCACGUCAAAUUUUCGUCACUAAAUCUAGAAUGCUGGCAACAAAAGUAGAAGAAUACUUCACAAGGCUUCGCGAGUCCCUGGCAAUGUCAGGCUAUACAUUGCCCGAAAUUGCAAAACUCAAGGCACAAAGCUUCGAGGACGACCUUAUUGAUCCUGACGAUGCUCCCGAGUCGCAGAUGAAUGUACCGGCGAGAUACAGCGAACUUGAGGAUAAACAUUUUCCCUUAUUCGUGACUUUUGAUCGACUGGCAAAGAUGAUCGCAGGCGAUAUCUUCAACAUGGACGAUCCAGAGACGAGGCAUAGCGCUGAGCUGUUCUUCGAAUCUAAUGACAUGGAAGCGUAUGACUCGUUCGUUACCUAUGAUGUAUUCGAAAAGCAAUAUUGGCCGCAUUUUCCGCAGGGACUCACCAAGAACCUGAAUUCAUGGUUGAUUUUCAGCGAGUUUAUGGGUAUCAUCAAAGGCUCCGAACAGGCGUUGGGCUUUCCGGAUGGAUUCCUUGACCGUCCAAGUUACCUCUGUCUUCCCUGUCGCUCCAAUCCGGUCUUUGCCAACCAGAGAAACAGAGUUUAUGAUAUAUUCGAGAGCUACAGGAAAUUCAAGAAGCAGAAACGCCACUUUGAUGUAGCGGAUCGCACGCAUUCGAUACUCAAGGCCUUGCAAAACAAAAAUUUUCCUGGUCAACAGGUUGAAUAUAUGAAUUCAGAUGGUCUUUUCUGGGCUGGGGAUACUGCGCAGACGAUCUCUGCCGGAAGUUCCUUCAGAUUCAAUGACCUGAAAGCAUUUGUCUAUCGUAUGGAGCGCUACAGUAGCUCGGUCACCCCCACUGGAGCUCCUGCGCAUCAACCAACGAUGUUUCAAUUGGGUACCAACUACAGAUCACACAAUGGCAUUGUGAACUGUGCUCAUUCUGUCAUCGAGCUCAUCACGAAGUUCUGGCCAAAUACAAUUGAUCACCUCCAACCUGAAAAGGGGGUGGUUGAUGGAGUGAAGCCAGUAUUUUUCACGCACUUGGAUAAUGACACUCACCUUAAACAAUUUUUGGUCGGGGAGAGUGCGAAUAAAUUAGAGCUUGGAGCCCGCCAAUGCAUACUUGUGCGUAAUGAAGCAGCAGUCAAGACCGUGCAAGACAAAGUAGGAAAUAUUGGAAUGAUAAUGACGCUCUAUGACAGCAAAGGCCUCGAGUUUGACGAUGUUCUACUGUACAAUUUUUUCGGAGAUUCCGCCGUAGAUGCCUCACGCUGGCGGGUAGUUCUCAACGGGGUGCAGGGCCAAGGUUAUGCGCCAGAUUUUUAUCGUGAUGAGAUACGGUACGCUGCAAUAUGCAGUGAGUUGAAACUCCUCUACGUGGGGAUUACCCGUGCAAGGAAGAACGUAUGGAUCUUUGAUACAUCCGAUAAGUCUGAUGCUAUGCGUAUUUUGUGGGAGUCUCAAAAUCUGAUCCACACCUGUGCCCACAGCACGGAUGUUUCUCCUCUAGCUGUAUCAUCCACUCCGGAAGAAUGGGCAUCCUCCGGGCGCUCACUAUUCUUGCACAAGCACUACUCGCAGGCUAUUCAUUGCUUCGAGCGCGCUGGCCUGCAUCGCGAAGUGAAGGUUUGCGAAGCUUAUCUACUACGAGAGGCAGCACGUUCCAGUGUCGGAGUGGCCUUGCUUAGCGUUCAACAAAGGGCUUUUAAUGCGGCAGCAGAAGCCUUUUCUGACUGUGCCGCAGCUGCUACUGGCAACGAGAAACGUCAAUAUCACCGCACCUCGGCAGAUUGCCAUGUCAGAGGGGGACAAGACCUCAAAGCUGCUGAUAAGUAUCUCGAGGCUGAAGAGUUCGAGUUAGCUGCGAAGAGAUAUCGCAAGGCUGGAUCUUUUGACAGGGUGCUCCAUGUCCUUACGGACCACCGCGCUGUGAUACCUGAAAAGACCGCGACAGAUUUGUGGAUGGUAUGUCGGCUUCAUUACUGCAGCAGAAGCAAUGAUCACGCCCCUGUGCCACUAUUCUCUUCGUUUGAUGAGGAACUCGAGUUUUUGGAGGAAUACGACUUGGAUGGUUCCCGUGCUGCCCUUUUGGAGUCUCAGUCGAUGUACUACGAGGUCGCCGAGAUACACUUAUCAGAGAAUCGCCCCAUAGAAGCAGUUCAAGCGUUUCUCAAGGAUGACAGAAAGAUCGAUUCAGCUGCUCGUGCAGCUGACACUCUUCUGGAAUUUAUGUGGCGCAAAUGUUCAUUCAGGAUCAAGCCAAAAGCCGCCGUUCUUGACCACUCGGUGCGGCGCGCUAUCACCCUCGCUGAUCAGCUGCAAAUGAAGAAACUGGAGUCAACGACUCAUAAUUUGAUCUUGAUGUUUCAGGGCAUCUUGCGAGAAGAUCAUGAGUCGUUAAAGAAACUUGCCCUUAUCUUCCAGGAACAUGAUCAUCACACUGCCGCUCUCCUUUGCCUGGAUCACAUUUUCACUCGACUGACAGACAUUCGUCCUUUCCAACACCAUGAAAUGGCAAUCUUUCUUGAAACAUUUCAUACCUAUGCGCGACUACUGUAUCAAAAUUUGACCAUGCCUGACCCCUUAGGACGCCACGAAUGCGAUGUACAAAGACUAUUUUCAAUUGUGCCACUGCCGGGCGACGAGUUUCUAAUACCGAGUGGGACGUUCCUGUACGACAAUGUGAAGGGAACUCCUCGGAACCGCCGUCUGGUCUCGAUACAUCCAUCCGGAUAUAAGUCCUCUCGUAAAAAUGCAACAGAACUGAUCCAUCUGUCCAUUCGAGCUGUCUUGGAGGACAAGGUUUUGGAACUCGAUAAAAUGUGUUGCGACGCUCCAGUCUUUUUGCAGUGCUUGCCAUUUAUUGUCUCUGGGACGUGCCAAAGAGAGCAAUGCCCCCAGAACCAUGUUGCGAUAUCGAAUAUGGACCGCACGCAGUACAACACCCACGUCGCGAUCCAUAUGCAAUUGAUUCUCAUCUUACAACUCUUGUACUCCGCGCAUCCUAGUUCGAAACAAUGGGAAAGCAUGAGGGAUUGGCUCGAACACCUUUACGAAGCGCUGGCUCCACCCUUGUUCAUUCAAGGUUCAUUUGCGGACCUCAAUUUGACCCUCAUUCCACAUGGUUUAGCUGGCCUGAGAGUGCUCUGGAUUCGCGAAUCUUUCUAUAGUUUGAACCCGUUCAAGAGCUCUCAAUCUCUGACGACCUUGAUGAAAAUCACUAGUUUGAGUUUCGCUUUUGAUCGGAAUGAUGCUCCCGCCUACAUUGCUGAGGCACAGUGUGUCAACAGAAAGACAUUUACCGAGCUCCUCCGACGGCCAGAUAACCGCUACCUGGUGAUGGACAUGCUCAAUUCUUAUCGAGGAGCUAUUCCCAGCAGUAUAUCAUCGGGAAUUUUGUUUCUACUGCAUGUCCUCAACAACCGUUUACGCGUCAAUCUAUCUGUUCUAUGUGACUGCAUUGAGGAUAUCCUCUCCUCUUUCAUUAUAAAUCACAGAAUGGAUCCAACGCUAGACAAACUUCCACUGCACGGUGCCGUUCUUCCAUCAAACUGGUUGGUCUUCCCCCACAAGUUUUUUGUGAAAAAAGACGUCGAACCGGAGUCAAUGAGGUUGCUCUUGGAUGCGAUAGGGGAUCUAAUAUGGAGUUUGCGCAUGGAUAGUGCCAUGGGUUCUUUGUGGCUUGCACAUAUUACCAGUAUCACACCGUUACUUCGCGAUAUUUUCAUCUUCCGGCUAAAUCUUUGCCUUGUUGCUCACAACACACGAUACCCCAUGGUCAAGCGCAAAGUGAAUUCGAUUAUGCUUCGUCUGUACACAAGCAAUAAACCUCAGUGCACUGCAUACUAUCGAAAACUCGUGGAGGACGUUGUUGAGCACAUGGCGCUUUUGCCCGGCAGAGAAAUGCCUCGCUUGGAUGGCCACCUGCGAGCUGUUCUGGAUUUCGAUACCAACAUUGCUGCGAGCGAUCUUGUCCAACUUGUUCACAAGACGAGGCAAUCUACUCAAAUCUCGUCGGUGCGACAACUGUUUUACGAAAAGGCUAGUGACAUUCCCUAUCUUCUUUCUUCGCAUAUGGUCGCUGCACAGUCUACGCCGAGGCCGGAGGCAGCUACCUUUGUGCCUCGCAUGCAGCGUCCCAAAGAUGAUGUAAAGGUUCGUCAGGCCGAGAAGGAGAACUUGAAGCUGAUGCCUCAGGAGGCCCACGGAGAGGAAGUAGAAAAGAAAGAAGUUCCAGUCGCCGUUGAUUCCGAGGUUACUGAUGACAUGGAAGAUAUUGACGAGGCUGACACAUCCCUCACAUUACUUGAGCCUGUGCAAGAUGAGUCCCUUCGUUCCAACGGGCCAUCCGAAGAGCAGGACCGGGCAGCUCACACGAUUCAGUGUGCAUAUCGUUAUUACAUCUGGCGUCGUUCAGGUUCUGCGGUAGAUGCAGAAAUCAAUGCGAUAUUCACGACAUGCCUCAAGGAGACGAGGUCCUCUGAAUGGCGUCCAAGCUAUUACCGUCUUCUUUUCCUUGGACCAUUGCCCCACCUUCUGGCGUGCCUGGAAAGGGGCAUAACUCUGACUCACGCUGUCAAAGAGAAGACGAAAGACCUUCUCAAUAUGGUGUCUCAUGAAGAGCUCGAGAAAUUGGGCAAGCAGAGAAGCGAGAUCACGUCAGUCAAAAUUUACCCAGCGUCAUGCAAUGAUUGACGUGCAGUCUUGUUUACAGAUCGCUCCUCAAAAAGGGCUUGCAACUGCGCAAAAAGCUAGAGCCUUCCUCACCAGAUCAUCGUACCCGAGAUAUCGACGCCCUCAAACGCGCGGUUUUGGAGGUUGGAGAAUUCA